UUGGUGCCUUUCAAAUUUGCCUCCGCUUUUUUUGCUUGGUUAUGCUUCUUGCUCCUGGUUGGCUGUUGUGUUGAAAAUGGUUGACCCAUGAAAUUAUGAUUAUUGUUAUUUUGAUCAAGUUUACUUUUGCUGGGUUUACAAUUCAGAUCUUUUCAAAUCUCAUGGAAUAUUUAAAGCAAACCCUGUUUUCAUGGCUGUUUAGGAUACAAACAGUGUACAGUCAACUUGUUUACUUGUCAACAGUUAGUUGACUUUGCUCAGCCUUAACCGUUAUUAUUAUGCAUCAAAUUGAUUUAAACAUUGUUCCUCUGUAGUCACAUCAUGUUUUUUCAUUUGGCAAAGUUAAUGGUUGAACUCAAUUUCAAUGAUCAAAUAAUAACAAUUUUUGGAUUUGGAUGGACUCUUUGGUUUAACCUUAUCAACGCAUAACCAGGCAACCAAACCAAGUCACACAGUUUACCAUUAAUCAGCCCAGUAAAUUGGUUUAAUUUGUUAGGAAAAAAUCUGAAUUGGAAUCACCAAAAAUUACAAAACUCUGGUCAACUUUGGUCAACCCAAACAAAUACAAAGAAUGAAAGGAUUUUUUUUCUCACUGGGUUUCAUUGUCAACCCACUCAAACCAUCUGGGGCUGGAUAAUUUUUCAUCAUUUGUCUAUUACAUCAACUUGUAUUUUGUAUGUGUGUUUAUUAUUGUUUAUCAUUAUGUGUGUGUGUGUUGAUGUCAUUUUGAUGAUAUUUUUAACUGAAAACACACACAGAUAGACACACAUAGAGACACAUACAAAGAGUUGUGAGCAAAAAAAAAUGUGAAAACCCAUUUUAAAGUGAGACAAAAAAACAAACACAUAAACAACUCUAAUGGCCAAACUUAGGUAACCUUUUCAUGUAAAAUGUACAUUUAAACCAUUAAUCUAACCAACAACAGCUUAAUAUAUUAUUGACUUGAAUUGCUUCCAGUUUUAAUGUAUUAUUAAAGUUGUUUGUUGUAGGUUUACUUGAUCAUCAUUAGUUGCCUUAUUACCAUGGUUAGGUUGCCUUUGUUGUGUUACAUCUGAUCCAUUGGAAUCCAUUUAAAUUGUUUUUAAUGCAACGAUAUAACCAAAACUUGCACAAUGUACAGACUAUUUUAAUGUUAUCAACAUUACCCAAAUAUAUUGAUGACAACCUAUUUAACUUGUAAUAAUACUAACCAUCAUUAGUAACAAUGAUUGAUUAACCUAUGAGGUGACAACUGUUCAUUUGAUAUUUAAUUUAACUCACAUAGUAUCCUGAAAUAUAAACAUUAUUGGAAAACCAUUAUGAUUGGUGUUAAAUGGGUUUCAGGUUUAAGAUGUAGGUGAUACCUUAAAUUGGAGUCGUCAAUGAAAUCAAGCCAAACAGUUAACAGUGAAUCAACUUGUCUUAAAUGGCCCAUUUGGCUCAGACAUAGUCAUUUCAAUUUCACACUAAUUAGCUUUUUUAAAAUUGAAAAUUUUCUGGUUUUUUUGGUUUACCUUUUUUUGUUACAAAAUGUCAAUCUUUGCCAAACGAUUUUGGCGGUUUAUUCAACUUCAACAACCCACUGGCUUUGAUUGAUUACCUAAGAGUUCAUCAUUUACUAAUGACGAUAACCUUUGUCAUUUACACAUUUAGAAAGUACAACAAUCAAAGUUAAAUUAACAGCAAGUAAUGCGAUAUUAACAUGGGUUUGGUUUUUGCAAAAACAUGGUAACCUAAACCUGAUUAUCAUACAUAUUUGUUAAAAACAUAGUAACUUUAACUUGAAAGCAAAAAGAGGUUUUUAGAGUGAAAAUGUGACUUUGUACUCAAUUAACUAAAUGUUUAACAAUUUAACUAAAUAAAUAUACUUAUAUUAUUUGGUAUCAAGUUUUGGUGACAAGGCUAAAUUAACAUGUAACAAUUAAGUUUACUGUUAAUACCAUUUACCCAACAUUUGUAAAGGCUUUUUACGCCUGUAAAAGUAUACAUUUGUUACUGUGAUUAUUAUUACCAAAUUGGAUAAAAUGAGCCAGAAUCAAAUUGAUUUUGUAUUCUGGUUUUUUGGGUAAACUAGAACAUCUGUAAUGAUUAAGUUAAUCAUAGACUGUAAACUGUUUUGCGUGAGUUAACCUACAGCCUUUUACACGUUUACCAGAGCAACUAAUGAUUUUUACAGGCCUUGUAAAGGUUUGAUUGUUAAUACAUUGGUCGGACCUUAAAGGGUUGUUAUUUUGUGGUUGAUCAUCAAUUGAAAAUUGUUGAUCAAUGUUGAUGGUUGCAUAUAUAUCAUUUAAAGUGAUUAAAAUGGGUAAUUUGGUUUUACCAACAGAUUUUGUUGCCUACUGUUGAAAUGAUUUAUGAAAAGGCCAAUGUAUAUUUUAAUGUAAAUCAAUGUUUCGUUGAAUGUUAAUGAUUAAAUAUCGAUUUAUACUUUAAAUGUAUUAAAUGUCAUUAAAGUGUUGAAACAAAACACAAAUGAAAAAGAGGUAAAAGGGUUUCAUUAAGGUUGAACAUUUUUACAUUUUUGGAUGGUUGGUUGAGAUUACAACAGGCUUUACAAUGGGCUAUUCAAUGGGUUAGACAAUGGAUAGACAAUGAUGAUUAGACUGAUGAUCACUGAUGAAUUGUUUGAUUGGCAGUUGAUGGCAGAGUUAAUCUGAACAGUAGCAAGUUAAAGUGAAGUUGAAGUCGAAACAAAUGGAGUAAGUGAGAGAAAUGAAGAAUCAGUGAAAUGAAGUGAACCCCUUUUGAACAUGGUUAUCAUGAUAUUAUUAAGUAGGACGAAUGAUCCUCCGGUUGUAACUCUUAUCAUCUCACUUUUUACUCUUUCCUAUUAAUCACAUCAUCUUCAUCUUCUUCUUCCUCCUCUUACAGAGCAAACCAUCAUGACAAGCUUCUUUACCAUCUUCAUCAUCUUUUCCCAUCUUUACAUUUCUUGUGAUUUGAUGUGAAAAUCAUAUAAACACAGCAAGUCAACAUUUUUGUUACUUCAACCCAAAAAGUGUAAAGCACAGCAAGCAUCUCAAGUGAACAUGGAAUCAUCAUUCCUUGUUAAUGAUUAACAAGUAAAUCAACAGCUGAUUUACAAAAAGGUUACUUUCAGGUGAUUAUUAUAUUGGAGUAAAUUGUUUGCCUUUCAUCACUUGCACCAUUUAUCCUUUGGAAUCUGUUAAUUAAAUUUGCUGCCAAUGAUAAAGAUAUUCACUUGAAGCUAGGAAACAAGUUGAACAAUCAACAAAAGAGGAAAGUUCACCAUUGUAAUCAACUCUUUCGGGUCUCAUCAAUUAACUUUACAUAUUAAUAAACCUGGUUAACUGUUAUGUGAUUUUAAUUGUGAUAUCAAUGAGCUUUGGCCGGUAAAACAACUACCAAAGGAUUUACUUCAAGAUCAAAUUGUGCCAGAUGAUCAUCAAAUGUAAUGGUUAAAGACAAUGGAUAACAAUCAUUUUAGUUACUUGUUUCAUUGGAUUUACUGUCAGUGUUAAUUGUCGUCCAUUUGUAUAUAACCUUUCACCGACUCAUCUGGUCCAUUCUGGACUCACAAUGGUUCACACCAAUGGUUCAAUUGCAUUUUACUUUACCAAUCCUUUGGUAAAAAAUGUAACACUAGUUUCCAGUGUUGUUCAACUUUUGUCUUUACCAGACUCACAAUCAUUGGCAUUACACUCAACGGCACCUUUAAGGCCAUUAACAGCAUCUUCAGUGUUGAAUCCAGUUGACUCAAUUGACUCUGAUAAUCCAUCUUUAACUCCGCUGGUAGCUUCAGAUGAUAAUACUCUUGAAAGUGUCUUAGGUCCAGUUCGUGAUCCACUGGCCACCACAAUCACCAUGACCAUUAUUUAUGCCAUUAUCUUUGUGACUGGAUCAAUUGGCAAUGUGUGUACCUGCAUUGUAAUCAAACGAAACAGAUAUAUGCACACAACAGUUAAUUAUUACCUGUUUUCACUUGCCAUCUCUGAUUUGUUGUUACUCAAUUUUGGCCUUCCACCUGAACUCUAUGCUCUUUGGCGCAAAUAUCCUUAUAUUUUUGGUAAAUGGUUUUGCAUUUUACGAGCCUUUACCUCGGAAACUUCAACCAAUGCCUCAAUCUUGACCAUCACUGCAUUCACCGUUGAAAGAUACCUUGCCAUUUGUCAUCCUUUACGGGCUCAUACAAUGUCCAAGCUGUCAAGAGCAAUUAAAGUGAUUCUCAUUAUCUGGGCCAUUUCAGCCAUUGCAGCAAUACCAAUAGCCUAUCCAUUUGAUAUAAUUUACAUGGUUAAACAUAAUAAUGGUCAAGUGAAUAAAGAGUCAGCCAUAUGUUCAAUAGCAAGUCCAGUUGAAUAUUUAUUUGAAGUGGCAACCAUUUGUUUCUUUGUCCUUCCCAUGGGCAUCAUAUCGAUAUUGUAUAUACUCAUUGGAAUCCGUCUUCGAAGAAGUUCAUCUAUAACCUCUAGAGCAGAUUCAAAUGGUGAUCGAUCACCUGAUACUCACCUUCCUAAUGGAUCAAAAGAUCCAACCUUGUACAAUCAACAAAGUUAUAAGCAACAUUUAGAUAAAAGAAGAGCGAUAGUCCGAAUGUUGGUUGCUGUUGUUGUUUCUUUUUUCAUUUGUUGGUCUCCUUUCCAUGCUCAACGAGUUCUUGCCAUCCAUGUGGCUGAAAAAUCACCCAAAUUUGUCCAAACAACGCUUAUUGUUUUAACUCAUGUUUCUGGUAUAACGUAUUACCUGACGGCUACAAUUAAUCCAAUCUUAUAUCAAUUACUGUCAUUGAAAUUUCGCCUUGCCUUUCGAGACACAUUUGGCUUUUGGCCUCCUUUCCUUAAACCCGACCAUCUACCAGAAUUAUCAACCAGCAUCGGUGGAGGAAGUCAGUUUGUACCAACAUUGGGAUCACUUAUUACAGACAAUAGUUCAGUUAAAAUUUGUAAAAAGACUUUAUCUACAAAUGGUUCUUUCCAUCAGAUUCCAUCUCCUGUUAGUCGUAAAGGUGGACUCAGCAGUAGAGGAAGUAAUGGUUCAUUUUUUAAUGAUUUACCCAUUGAACCCAAAAGCCCAGGAUCAUUUGAAAAUUGUUAAAUAAAAUAUUAAAUUAAUAAAUUUAAAACAUCCAUCCUUGUAAAGGAACAAUCAA
This is a messenger RNA of Tetranychus urticae (two-spotted spider mite), 5092 nucleotides long. Lineage: Eukaryota; Metazoa; Arthropoda; Arachnida; Trombidiformes; Tetranychidae. The record is from RefSeq and is a predicted model, not a curated record.